GAAAAAGAAGAAAUUUCCCAACUUUUUAUCAUUUUGUUCUCCACAAAUUCUUUCAAUUCUCAAUUUGCUCUCAAAUCUGUCAUUUCCGCUUUUGAAUACCAAAUUCCCCCAUCAAAUUAAUCGUCUCCUUUAACCUUCUUCUUCUCAAUCCCUACCAGUCGCCAUCAAUUUGUUGUAUCAAUCUACUCCCCAACCAAAAUCAUUGAAAAAAUCCUCUUCUCUACAACCCAUAAAUCCCAGUUUGCAGCCUUCGAUCCACUCCUUAACCCUUCACUUCCUCUUCAUCGUCGUCUGUUUUUUGAACUGCCGGCGAUGUCGAACUUUACCGUUGAGUCUUGUAAAGUCGAAACCAGUGAUGGGGUAAAGCUUCACACGAGGGUUUUCAAGCCAAAAGAUGAGGAAGCAAGGGAAAAUCUAGCGGUUGUUUUGGUCCAUCCUUAUUCCAUUUUGGGUGGUUGUCAAGGGCUUUUGAGAGGAAUAGCCGCUGGGUUAGCGGAAAGGGGUUAUAGAGCUGUGACUUUUGAUAUGAGAGGCGCUGGGAAAUCUUCUGGAAGGGCUUCUUUGACUGGAUUCGCUGAAAUUAAAGAUGUGAUUGCUGUUUGCAAAUGGGUUUGUGAGAAGUUGUCUGUUCGUCGAAUUUUGUUGGUGGGUUCAUCUGCAGGCGCUCCCAUUGCAGGCUCAUCUGUGGAUUUGAUAGAACAAGUGGUAGGCUAUGUUAGCCUUGGCUAUCCUUUUGGCCUAACUGCCUCAAUUCUUUUUGGAAGACACCACAAAGCCAUUUUACAGUCUCCAAAACCAAAACUUUUUGUGAUGGGCACACGGGAUGGGUUCACGAGUGUGAAACAACUGCAGAACAAGUUAAAAUCUGCAGCAGGACGUAUUGAAACACAUCUAAUAGAAGGUGUGAGUCACUUUGAAAUGGAAGGCCCUGCAUAUGAUGCUCAAAUGGUGAAUCUUAUCUUUCAUUUUAUUUCUUCUUUGUAGGAUAUCAACUUUGCUUAGAAUAUUUGUGUGAAAACAGCCCUUAUUAUCAUUGUGCAUUAGGUUUUGCAAUAUUAACUUCUUGCGUGUUGUGUAGGAAA
Messenger RNA from Benincasa hispida (wax gourd), 1082 nucleotides. Its product is annotated as alpha/beta-Hydrolases superfamily protein. NCBI's taxonomy places the organism in Eukaryota, Viridiplantae, Streptophyta, Magnoliopsida, Cucurbitales, Cucurbitaceae. Gene Ontology annotation, molecular function: hydrolase activity. The record is from RefSeq and is a predicted model, not a curated record.